AGGAUUAGUUGCUCUGUGAUCAGCAGGAUGGCACUUGCCCCAUGAGAUGUUCCGACCUAAUGCCUGGAUCUGCUGUGAAUCAGAAGCUACAUCUGGAAAGUAGCAGUACAAGUCCAGCUCUCCAGGGACACCCAUGGCAAUGAAAGCAGGCUUGGAUGACAAAAUGACAGAUACCAGCAACUUGGAUGAGAUAUUACUAGAAUGGGAGAAAAUAUUAAAGGAUAUAAAAAUACCUGCUUUUUUUAACAAGAUGCCCCAAGAGACUGGGAAGACUUUCCUUCACUCCAAACAAGUUGGGAAUUACCUAGUAGGCAAGAUGAUCAACAAGGGCUCCUUUGCCAAGGUGAUGGAGGGACUGCACAUUCCCACAGGGGAGAAGGUAGCCAUAAAAGUCAUUGACAAGAGGAAAGCCAAGCAGGAUUACUAUGUUUUAAAAAACAUGAAGCGUGAGCCGCGAAUACACCAGAUGGUUAAGCACCCCAACAUUGUUCGGCUAUAUGAGACCUUGGAGACUGACAACUCCUAUUACAUGGUGAUGGAGCUGUGCCUCGGUGGGGACCUCCUGGACAGAAUCUGUGACAAAAAGAGGCUGGUGGAACAGGAAGUAAGGAGAUACACCAGGCAAAUUCUGUCAGCAGUAGAGCACCUGCAUUCCCAGGGGAUUGUUCACAGGGACCUAAAAAUUGAAAAUUUUCUUCUUGAUGAGAACAACAACAUCAAAAUCAUUGAGGUGUGAGCAUGUUUGCUAUGCUAACUGGCA
Messenger RNA from Poecile atricapillus (Black-capped chickadee), 760 nucleotides. RefSeq names its product hormonally up-regulated neu tumor-associated kinase homolog A-like. Gene Ontology annotation, biological process: intracellular signal transduction; protein phosphorylation. The record is from RefSeq and is a predicted model, not a curated record. NCBI's taxonomy places the organism in Eukaryota, Metazoa, Chordata, Aves, Passeriformes, Paridae. Gene Ontology annotation, molecular function: protein serine/threonine kinase activity; ATP binding. The coding region runs from base 134 to 736 and encodes 200 amino acids. The transcript has 4 exons. Gene Ontology annotation, cellular component: cytoplasm.